This is a messenger RNA of Ictidomys tridecemlineatus (thirteen-lined ground squirrel), 3617 nucleotides long. RefSeq names its product low density lipoprotein receptor class A domain containing 1 (gene Ldlrad1). The record is from RefSeq and is a predicted model, not a curated record. Gene Ontology annotation, molecular function: protein binding. Lineage: Eukaryota; Metazoa; Chordata; Mammalia; Rodentia; Sciuridae. Gene Ontology annotation, cellular component: plasma membrane.
AGAUAGGGUACCUGUUGAGUUCUUUGCUCUCUGCCUCAGUUCCUGAAGUCUGGGUGCUGGAGGCAUGAAUAAGAUCUUCCCCCAGGGGGAUGUCACCCACAAUGCUGCUGCUGGAACCAAAGCCCGCCCUGGAGGGAAAGCAACCUGCGGCCCCUGCUGCUCCCGACGUGGGGCCUGCCUCUCCGCCUUCCUGCUGUUCCUGAUGGCAAUGCUCGCGGCCCUCAUCACCCUGGUCACCAUUGUUGGACUCCCUUCACGCACAUCAGGGGCCCAGGCCUGUGUGACGCUGACUAACAGGACAGGCUUCUUGUGUGGGGACCGGAGGAGCUGCAUCUCCGCCAGCCAGGUGUGUGAUGGCCUUCGCACCUGUCCCCACGGUGAUGACGAGGAUGAGAGCUUGUGCCGAGAUGUGCCCCAGAACCUCCCCAGCUUCCUUGUGGCCCGCUGUGGAGACCUGGCCUCCUGGAUCUACUCAGACCAAAAGUGUGAUGGGAUCAACAACUGCGGGGACUGCUCAGACGAACUGAGCCCAGUGACUGCAUGCCCACCCUGUGACGCUGGGUGGUGGCGCUGCUCUCCAACUUUCUUCAAAUACUGCAGCUGUAUCCCAAGGACUCUCUGCCAGGACCACGUGCAGCACUGCUCUGACUGGUCCGAUGAGUACUCCUGUCCCAGACCCUGAGAGGGCCUUCCAGGCCAGCGGGAGAGGCUGGUUGGAAUGGCACUGGUAACUCUUCACAAGAACGUCAAGUCCUGGACCAAAAGGCAAGAGGAGCCUUCAAAAUCAUCUAGCAGGAUCUACACACUGUAUCUCAAUAGGAAUUGCCUCUUCACUUUUCCAGUUGCUCAGCCACUGCUUGAAUGCCUCCAGUGACAGGGAGCUCACUAUCACGUUGUCAGUUUCUAACAAAGACAAGGAGAAUCUGCCCCUAUGGUUUUAGGCCUGUCUCUGAGACAACUCGGAGGAAAUGUGGUCCUCUGCUCCAUGCCAGGCUUGCUGAUCCCAAUCUUGUCCCCUUUAGAAGAAAUGUUUGAGACUUAAGUGUCAAGCUAGGAGUUUAGCCCCCAAGGGGGGUACAUAAGUAAAGUAUAUGCCACUCCCUGCCUAUUUGGUAUCUAAGGCAGAUGGUGCUGGGUUUGGAGGCCACUUUAGCUAGCUGAGCAGCCCUGGGCUCUUGAGGAAAGGGCUCUAUUUUGGUCCCAGAGCUGGACUGAGCCAUUUCUCUGCAUACUUUUCCAGCUUCACAGCACCCAGGCAGGUAGGGAUAGAUGUCUCCAUUAGACAAAUGAGGAAACUGAGGACCAGAGCAGGAAAUGGCUUGCCCAGGAUCUUAUAGCAAAGUCAAGGUUGAAACUGUUCCACGUACCCAGACAGGUUCCAUGCGCCCUCAACCUCAAGACCUUUCUAAACGCUACCAAUAUGGUCCUACCUUGGCAGGGGCAGUCUCUGUGGGGUAUUGUAAGAGGUAGCUUGAGGGGCAGAAAUGGUCCCACACUUAUUCUGAAAGAGAGUCAUGGAAUCUGCUCAAGGGGAGGGUUCCUGUUAAAGGAGACAGGUGUGUCCCCAUUGGAAUUAAUGAAAUUGGUUCUAGAUAGCAGUCUUGCGUAAGUUUUGAACUGAAAACGAGCAUUGAAGAGGCUGGUGAGCCCCGGGUCACUCGUCCCCUCUUUCAUUCAUGUGUUUGUUCAUGCAUCAGUCUCUGCUUUCUCUGGGCAAACCAGGAACAGAGUGCUGGUCCCCCCAAGAAGAGAACUGGGUCCCAGCACAGGAGGAAUGUGGAAUCUUACAGAGAUCACACCUCACCAUCCCUAGAGGGAUGGGUGGGAUAGCAGGAAAUUCUGGGCCCCAAAGAAGGACCUGUAGGAGCCAGGACAAUCACAUCCCUGACUCUGAGCAACUGGAGUCAGUUCCUGGGACAGGGGACCUCUGGGGUCCUGCCAGCGGGACAGUCAGCCUUCUGCUCUGGCACCAUUGGCUGGGUUUCUUUCCAACUGCAGCCCAAGCAGGGGCUGUGAAGGGUCUCAGGCAUCUAACUGGCCUUAGGGGGCCGGGAGGCUUUUCAGAGGGUGGAGUAGAGGAAAAGGACAUUCCUGAGUUGGUCCAUGCGAACUGAGAUGUGACAGGGUACAGCUCAGCCAGGGAAUGUCCACCCAGCCAGUGGCCAAAGCAUAGGGUGGCAGAGGAGACAGCUGGAGAGGGGAGCAGGGACCGAGCAUGGUAGGCACAGCAUGUCACACUUCAUCCCAAGGCCAGUGAGGUGUCAUGGUGGGGGGUGUGAAGCAGGGAAACGGAACUGCUUUUAGAGCACUUAAGACCUCUCACUGGUAGAGACAGGCGGCUUGUUGAAGGGCAUGUUUCUGGUGGGGACCAGAACAGAUGCAUGGACUCCGAAACCUAGGCGCAUGCCAUGACAGCUCAGUAUUCUGUGCUGUCUCUGGAGGGCUGGGAAAGCUUGCUCAGAGGGGUCCCCUGUCUCAGGAGCUGGUUCCAGUUGCUCAGAGGGGAUGGCUGAGCAGGGCCUUGACCUCGAAGAGGACUGAGCCAGGAGGAAAGCGGGAAAUGGAGGACAGAUGGAUUUGGGACAGGAGUAGGGGCUGGGCAGGGACAGGCAGCCAGGCGCAGGGAGGGCACCAGUAACUAAAGGAGCAUAAAGUGUUCCCUGUGCCCAGACUGCACAAGCUGCAGAGAGGAACCUUGUCUGAGGGGGUGAAGUGGCUGCAACCAAGGCUCAGGAAGGAUGACUGAGCACCAGGUUAGCUCACAGCCCCGCCAAGAGGGCAAAGUGAGAUCCAGAAUACGAAUGCCAUCAGGAAACAGAAGAAGGGUUGCCAAGAGCCGUGCUGGAGGCUCUGGGGAGUAUUAGCUGCAGUGUUUAGUGAGCACUUAGUCCAGGCUUGGCACUGCUGCAAGCCUUGUCUCUGGAAUAUCAUUUCCUCCAAUUCUCAAGAACCUGGUUUAUUACUCACACCCUUCCAGAGGCACAGAGAGAUGAAGCUGCUUGCUUACCAUCACAUAGCCUUCAGGAUAGAGCCAGGAGCUAAACUUAAACAGGCCCCAAUUCUCAGCCCAUCACAGCCCUCCUGAUGUCUCACUCUAAGACAGCCUGGUCUUCCCAGCCAGGAAUGGGGAGCCAGGGAGCCACAGCCUGUAAACAGGAAGUGGCUGAUGUUGGCAGAACCUGUGUUUAUUCCUCUGUUUAUUGGUUUUUCCUUUCAGAAAGGAGCAGGUGCCAUAGCAAUCUCCCAACAGCGCUGCUUAUGCAGGCCCCCAGAGACAGCAACGCAGGGCAGCCUGGCAGGCCCUCCCCAGCCUAAGGAGGCAGAGCAGGCUGGAGCAAGAACCCAGCAGCCCGUGUCAAUAUUUGUCCUCUCUCAUCCUCCCUGGUCCCAGCAACAAGAUCAGGACUUUAAGUACAACAGGUUCUUUGCUGUGCAAACACUCAGGGAUAGAUUAAUGGAAUUUAAAGUGGCUCAGGCUUGGCCCCAGGGUUUGGAUUGGAAAUCUGGUCUGGUUUAACUGUCUGCUGUCACUGUUUGCCCCGGGCUCUCCUUUCAUCCUUAGGCUCACAGAGCCACAGACGUUGGAGCUAGCACGGACCUCAGAGGCCAGCCAGACU